This is a messenger RNA of Hyaena hyaena (striped hyena), 7505 nucleotides long. It is a transcript of the gene EEA1, whose product is annotated as early endosome antigen 1. The transcript has 29 exons. Gene Ontology annotation, biological process: endocytosis. Gene Ontology annotation, molecular function: metal ion binding; 1-phosphatidylinositol binding. Gene Ontology annotation, cellular component: early endosome. The coding region runs from base 197 to 4429 and encodes 1410 amino acids. NCBI's taxonomy places the organism in Eukaryota, Metazoa, Chordata, Mammalia, Carnivora, Hyaenidae. The record is from RefSeq and is a predicted model, not a curated record.
UCUCGCUCGCGCGCGCUCCCUCUCGCCGCCUGUGGGGAAGUCGGGGCCGCCCGAGCGGCUGCCGCCACCGCCUCGCCCCGACCUCCUCCCCGGUCCCUUCCCGGCUCAGUCUUUCCCUCCCGCGCACCCCCGAGUAGUGAGUGGUCCCGCGUAAGGUCCGGAGAGUCACCGCGGCGGCCCGGGUGGUGUUUAAACCAUGUUUAGGAGGAUUUUGCAGAGGACUCCUGGGAGAGUUGGCUCUCAAGGUUCUGAUUUAGAUUCAUCAGCUGCUCCUAUAAACACAGUGGAUGUCAAUAAUGAAAGCUCUUCAGAGGGUUUCAUAUGUCCUCAGUGUAUGAAAUCCCUUGGAUCUGCUGAUGAACUUUUCAAACACUAUGAGGUAGUUCAUGAUGCUGGUAAUGAUUCAAGUCAUGGAGGAGAGGCCCUUGCCCUGAAGCGAGAUGAUUUAACACUACUUAGACAAGAGGUCCAAGACCUUCAGGCUUCACUUAAGGAAGAAAAAUGGUACUCAGAAGAAUUGAAGAAAGAAUUAGAAAAAUUUCAAGGGCUUCAGCAACAAGAGUCUAAACCUGAUGGAUUGGUGGCUGAUUCAUCAGCAGAACUGCAGUCUUUGGAACAGCAAUUAGAAGAAGCCCAAACAGAAAAUUUUAAUAUUAAGCAAAUGAAAGACUUAUUUGAACAGAAAGCAGCCCAACUUGCCACUGAGAUUGCAGAUAUAAAGUCAAAAUAUGAUGAAGAAAGAAGUCUUCGAGAAGCUGCUGAACAAAAAGUGACAUAUCUGACAGAAGAAUUAAACAAAGAAACAACUAUAAUUCAAGAUCUGAAGACUGAACUGCUUCAGAGACCUGGUAUAGAAGAUGUUGCUGUGCUAAAGAAAGAAUUGGUCCAAGUUCAAACACUAAUGGACAACAUGACAUUGGAGCGUGAAAAAGAAUCUGAAAAACUCAAAGAUGAGUGCAAAAAGUUACAAGCAGAAUAUGCUUACUCAGAGGCCACAAUAAGCCAACUAAGGAGUGAACUUGCCAAAGGCCCUCAGGAAGUUGCUGUAUAUGUGCAGGAACUCCAAAAACUUAAAAGUUCACUUAAUGAAUUAACACAAAAGAAUCAGAACUUGACUGAAAAGCUUCAUAAGAAAGAACUGGAGUGUACUCAAUUAGAGGAGAAACAUAAUGAAGAAUGUGUGAGUAAAAAGAAUAUACAAGCAAGCCUUCAUCAAAAAGACCUCGAUUGUCAACAGCUUCAGUCAAGAUUAUCUGCAUCUGAAACCUCGCUGCAGAGAAUACAGGCAGAGCUAGGUGAAAAGGGUGAGGCUACACAGAAGCUCAAGGAAGAAUUAUCAGAAGUAGAGACCAAGUACCAGCAUCUGAAGGCUGAAUUUAAACAGCUACAGCAGCAGAGAGAAGAAAAAGAGCAGCACGGGUUACAACUCCAAAGUGAAAUUAAUCAAUUACAUAGCAAACUUCUGGAGACAGAGCGCCAACUAGGUGAAGCUCAUGGUAGGCUGAAGGAGCAGAGACAGCUUUCAAGUGAAAAGUUGAUGGAUAAAGAACAACAAGUGGCUGAUCUACAACUCAAACUUUCUCGUUUAGAGGAACAGUUGAAGGAAAAAGUAACAAAUUCUACAGAAUUGCAACAUCAAUUAGAUAAAACAAAGCAACAGCAUCAAGAACAACAAGCUCUCCAGCAAAGCACUACAGCAAAACUUCGAGAAGCCCAGAAUGAUUUAGAACAAGUAUUACGUCAAAUUGGCGAUAAGGACCAAAAGAUCCAGAACCUUGAAGCCUUAUUACAGAAGAGUAAAGAAAAUAUUUCCUUACUAGAAAAAGAAAGAGAAGAUCUUUAUGCAAAAAUUCAGGCUGGUGAAGGAGAGACUGCUGUUCUUAACCAGUUACAAGAAAAAAACCAUACCUUACAGGAACAAGUAACUCAACUAACAGAGAAGCUGAAGAAUCAGUCAGAAAGCCAUAAACAAGCCCAGGAGAAUUUGCAUGACCAAGUGCAAGAGCAGAAGGCACAUCUUAGAGCUGCACAAGACCGUGUCCUUUCCUUAGAAACUAGUGUCAAUGAACUAAAUAGUCAAUUAAAUGAGAGCAAGGAGAAGGUCUCCCAGCUUGACAUACAGAUUAAAGCCAAAACUGAAUUAUUGCUAUCAGCAGAAGCAGCAAAAACUGCUCAAAGAGCAGAUCUUCAGAAUCAUUUGGACACAGCCCAAAAUGCAUUACAAGAUAAACAGCAGGAAUUAAAUAAGAUCACUACUCAGUUGGAUCAGGUCACUGCAAAGUUACAGGAUAAGCAAGAACACUGCAGUCAGUUGGAAAGUCAUCUUAAAGAAUAUAAAGACAAACACCUUUCUUUAGAACAAAAAACUGAAGAAUUAGAAGGUCAAAUUAAGAAACUAGAAGCUGAUGCUCUUGAAGUUAAAGGAAGCAAGGAGCAGGCUUUGCGGGACCUGCACUUGCAGAGACAGCUGAAUACAGAUUUAGAGCUUAGAGCCACAGAACUGAGGAAGCAACUUGAAAUGGAGAAAGAAAUAGUAUCCAGUACAAAGUUGGAACUACAGAAAAAAUCUGAAACUCUUGAAAAUAUGAAGCAAGUGCUUACUAAGCAAGAGGAAGAAAAAAAAAUCCUUAAACAAGAAAUUGAAAAUUUAAGUCAAGAUGCAAAGAUGCAGCACAAGGAAUUGAAUAACAAAGUUCAAACAGCAGCAGCAGAACUACAAAAACUGAAGAUGGAGAAAGAAACCCUAAGGACAGAGCUUUCUGCAGCCAAAGAGAAUUUAUCAAAAGUUUCUGAUUCUUUGAAGAACUCCAAAAGUGAAUUUGAAAAGGAAAAUCAGAAAGGAAAAGCUGCUAUAUUAAAUUUGGAAAAAUCUUGCAAAGAAUUAAAGCAUCAGCUUCAAAUACAGACGGAAAAUGCACUUAAGGAACAGAAUGAACUGAAAAAGUCACUUGAAAAAGAGAAGCAGACUUCUCAUCAGUUGAAGUUGGAACUCAGUUCAGUGCAGGGACAAGUUGCACAGGCCCAGAAUACUUUAAAACAAAAGGAAAAAGAAGAAGAGCAACUUCAGGGGAACAUAAAUGAGUUAAAGCAAUUAACUGAACAGAAGAAAAAGCAAAUUGAAGCACUCCAAGGAGACAUUAAAACUGCUGUUUCACAGAAGACAGAGCUGGAGAAUAAAUUACAGCAGCAGUCAACACAAGCAGCCCAGGAACUUGCAGCAGAGAAAGAGAAAAUGUCAGUGUUACAAAAUACCUAUGAAAAAAGUCAGGAAAAUCUAAAACAGCUUCAAUCUGAUUUCUAUGGGAAGGAAUCUGAACUUCUUGCCACAAGGCAAGAUCUUAAGUCUGUAGAAGAGAAGCUUUCUCUAGCACAGGAGGACUUGAUUUCAAACAGAAAUCAAAUUGGAAACCAAAAUAAAUUAAUUCAGGAACUAAAGAGUGCCACGGCUACCCUGGAGCAGGAUUUGGCAAAGAAAGAGCAGCAGUUGAAGGAGCAGUGUAAAACACUACAGGAUAUUCAGAAAGAAAAGUCACUGAAAGAAAAAGAACUAGUAAAUGAAAAAUCUAAAUUGGCAGAGAUAGAGGAAAUUAAGUGUAGACAGGAAAAAGAAAUUGCUAAAUUGAGUGAAGAAUUCAAGUCCCACAAGCAAGAAAGCAUAAAGGAGGUAACAAAUCUCAAGGAUGCCAAACAGCUUUUGAUUCAGCAGAAACUAGAGCUUCAAGGGAAAGUAGAUUCCCUGAAGGCAGCCCUUGAACAGGAGAAGAGGAACCAGCAAAUGCUAAAAGAGCAGGUGAAAAAGGAAGAAGAAGAGCUGAAGAAAGAAUUUACUGAGAAGGAAGCUAAACUGCAUUCCGAAAUAAAAGAAAAAGAGAUAGGAAUGAAGAAGCAUGAAGAAAAUGAAGCUAAACUUACCAUGCAGAUUACAGCGUUAAAUGAAAACUUGGGCACCGUAAAGAAGGAGUGGCAGUCCAGUCAACGCAGAGUCAGCGAGCUUGAGAAACAGACGGAUGACCUACGGGGUGAAAUUGCAGUAUUAGAAGCCACAGUUCAGAAUAAUCAGGAUGAAAGAAGAGCACUACUAGAAAGAUGUCUUAAAGGAGAAGGUGAAAUAGAAAAACUUCAAACCAAAGUACUAGAAUUGCAAAGAAAGCUGGAUAAUACAACUGCAGCGGUGCAGGAGCUGGGCAGAGAAAAUCAGUCCCUUCAGAUCAAACACACACAAGCAUUGAAUAGGAAGUGGGCUGAAGACAAUGAAGUACAAAACUGUAUGGCCUGUGGGAAAGGCUUUUCAGUAACAGUGAGACGGCAUCACUGCAGACAAUGUGGAAAUAUCUUCUGUGCCGAGUGUUCAGCCAAAAAUGCCUUAACUCCUUCUUCCAAGAAGCCUGUCCGUGUCUGUGAUGCGUGUUUCAAUGACUUGCAAGGAUAAUGGGUUAUCACAACUUCAGAAUAGUACCAUGCUAGCAUUAGAUUUUUAAUAAAUGCACUUAAUAGAGGUCUUGGACUACUAUUUGACUUGGACAGUGGUUGCAAUAUUAGACCAAAUUAGACUUCAUAUAUUUUGGAAUGUUAUCAAUAUCAAGUAAAACUCUUCUAUUUUUGUGAGACUUGGGCUCAUCUUUCAUUACUUUUUUCCAUUUAACCCCUGGAACAGCUUUCAUGCCAAGUUUAGAAUUAGCCAAUGAAAUGUAAAUAAACUUUGGACAGAAAAUAGCAAUGUAUUUUUUUAAAUAUAAUUUCAAUGUUCACAAAUGACAUGAAUAUAUACUUCCGUAGCGUACUUCUUUAUCCCAAAUUUAGUAUACAAACAUGUACAUGGGUGAUGUUAUCACAUCAUAUAUGUUGCACAAUAGCACAUUAUAUUAUUAUUAUAUUAAAUAUUCUCUUUGUGAAGUCAUGCACAGAUCUAUAAAACUUUCUUUUUUUCUUAUAUAUAGGUCCACAGCUCAGUUGCAUUGUUAUGUUAUAAAUUUACUACUCAAGUGUUCUAAAUACAGUUUAUGUUGAAAUAUGUACUAACCAUGAAUUUGAACAUGGUUUUUGUUUUAACAAUAUUGUAUUGAUUAAAUUCUCUUGGGUAGAUUUUAUGAAAACCUCUGUAAAAUCAGUUUGCUUACUUUAUGGUUAUCCUGGGGUUGUAUUUUAAAGAUUAGGGUCAAUUUUUCUUUGUCUUUUUCUAUCUCAUUUUUAAGAUCUCACAUAUUGUUAAUUAAGAAUUCUAUAAAACUACCCACCCUCACCCUCCAGUUGGAGGAUGAAUAAUAGAAAUUCUAUAAUGGUUCUAUUGUCGGUUUCUUGGAAGUAGGAAGGUUUCGGAGGUCAGCCUUUAUAUUAUACCCUCAUAUUGUCUCUCCAGCAUUUUUGAGAAUCUGAGUUUGCUUUUUUAAUGGAUCUAUUCGUCCCUUUUUUUGGUUUAAGCUUUCCAACCAUAGCUCAGCUUCACUGUAAUAGUUUUAUAAUUUUGCAUCUUAAAGCCAGUAACUGAUAGCGGUCUAGUCUUAUCUGUGAAAACGAAUACACAUGGUAAGGAGACAUUACAUAUUCUACUUUACAUCUUCUUACCUAAUAGGGAAACAUUUUUGAAAGUUGUGAAUUUGACUUCAAUUUAAAAUGGUUAUGAAUUUGGGGUUCCAUAUUAACUGGUAAGUCUUUUUACUUUGCAAAAAUACUGUUGUGAAAUUGCUUUGAAGUAAGGGGUGGAAAAUAGAAGAUCACCAAAAACAAAUAUUUUUUAGAAUCCCAAAGUUAUCAUCAGAACUGAAACAGAAUGGCCAAUUAAGGAUAAUUAAAAGUUAGCUUAUUUGUAUCCUGAACAAUGGAAUUGAACUUUAAUUUAUCAUUGUCUUAUUAAUUUGGCAAAUUGGGAAACAUCUGUAGAGAGGUCAUUAAUAUUGGUUUUCUAGAGAAAAAUAUAAAGUUACACAUUUGUGCAAUGUAACCAUCUGGUGAGAAUAAGGAAGAAUGGGAGUUAAUAUUUGCAAUAGUUUAUAAUAUACACUUGCUUUCAGAUAUCAUGCUGAAAUAAAGUUAUGUUUCUGCUUUACCUGUAACACAUAUAAAUGAAGAGAUUGUGAUAUUUAAUUAUUUUUAAAAACUCAUUUAAGUAAAUCCUGCUGUCAGUAGCUAUUAAGGACUUGACUGUGUCCCUAGAUUUGCACAGACACACACCCUUGAGCACACAUAAGGAAGAAAUAGAAACUGAGCUAAAAUUGUUUAUGCAUUUUCAUAUACUUGUAAAGCCUUUCAAAUAGUCUCCAUUCUACACUUUUACAUAUAAGGAACUUAAUAUGAAACUUAGAAACUUUCUAUGUUGGAAAAACAGAUAUCCACAGCGCCUUUUUUUUUUUAAGAUAGUAAAACUCCAUGAGGAUUCUAGAUUAGAGUAUUUGUUCACUUCAUCUCCUAAUCGGGUGCACUGAAUGCCUUUUUCCCAUCUUGCCCACCCACCCACAUAUUCACAAAAAAAUUCUCAGGAGGACAACAAAUAAAAUCGUAUGUGUUAGAGUAAUCACUGGUUUUCAUGUAACUAAAUCUCAUUUCAUAGAUCCUGAAUAAUUUACCAUAUUUACCAUAGGCUACUCGUGCUAUCGGAAAUGAACCUUUUUUUUUUUUUUUUUUUUGCUUAUUAACUCUCACUAAUUUAACAUGUUUCGGUAACAAAUAGGGUUUUCUUUUUAAUUAAAAAGUCAUCUUCUGAGUUCUUACUGGCUCUACAUUUUAGAUGUUUGCUGGUACUAUUUAUCAGAGAGUUAGAGGUCACGCAUCCCAACUGUUGGCUCUAAUGCAAAGCCCAUUGGCAUCACGUGUUAAUAGAGUCCAAACCCCAGCAUAGAAAUGUGAAUUAAAAUCAGGUUUUGCUGGGUUAGAGUACAAUAAACUAUACCUACAGAUUUUUUUUAAUAGGAAGAAGACAGAGCUGCUGGCAUAGGAUUAGUUCAUUUUGAAGAAAAGUGAGGGAAACACGAAGACCUCAAUGCAGUGUACAAAUAACAUUUUGUUCAACUACCUCUUAAUGUGGAAUUAGCUAGUUUGAUAGUCUCCUCACAGUAAUGUUAAAUAGUAACUGCCAAAUUUGUUAGUUUCCCAUCUCUCUUAGAAAGGCUUUAAGAUUAUUUUCUAGUUUUGAGAACUUUGAAGCCACUUUUUUUUUUAACUUUGCAUUUGCAUAAAAAUGUUUAGCUUCUAAGUGGAGAGCAGAUUAUGAUCAUAUAUUUUGAUAUUCAUGACCUAUUUGACUAUAGCAAUUUUUUUUAAUGCACUUUGGCUGUAAAACCAUGGAUGAUUUGAUCCAUAAGAUUUAAAUGUGCCAUCAAUUUAGUAUUCCUAGACAUGAGCUUGAAGAACGGUGUUCUGUAAUUAUAAUGUGUCACACAUUAUCGUGUCUUAAUUGCCCUUUGCCUGAAUUUUAAUGAUCAAUUUGUUAUGGUUGCAGAUGUGAAUAUUGUGCAUAAACUUACUAAAUUUAUGUAAAAUUGUAUAAAAUAGAAUUGGAAAUAGCUAAGUUC